AUUCUCAAUCCUAUCCCAAAAUUUUAAGCUUAUUCAAUACCCAAAACAACACAAUAAAGCAAUUGAAAUAAAAGCAAUCAGACAAAAUCCCAAAAUUCUUUUGAGUGUUUGUUAGGCUAAAACCGCUAUAGGAAAAAACCAAACACAAAGCUAGAACAAUCCCACUUCUUUUUUUUGUUUCUUUUCAUUUCUGUUUCCUUUUUAACUUUGCCAAAUCUGGCAACCUUAGAAGGAUUGAGGGCUCGUUCAUCCCAUAAACAAGAGAUCCUCGAUAUUGACAACGAAGACGAAGAGUGUAGGCCUUGGCGUCGAAGGUUGUCAAUGGCUUUCACCUGGGGUUCCUCUCUCAGGAUUACUCUUCUUCUCCUUCUUAUUGCUGCUAUUGUUUUCGCUUGUUUCACCCUCCCUGUUGAAAAGAUUCUGAAGGAUUUUUUGUUAUGGGUUGACAAGGAUCUUGGACCUUGGGGUCCACUUGUGCUGGCUGUUGCUUAUAUUCCUUUGACAGUCUUGGCCGUUCCAGCUUCAGUGCUUACCCUUGGUGGUGGUUAUCUUUUUGGAUUGCCUGUGGGCUUUGUUGCAGAUUCUAUUGGUGCAACCCUUGGUGCGGGAGCGGCAUUCCUUCUUGGCAGAACAAUUGGGAGAUCAUUUGUUGUUUCUAAGUUGAAGGAUUAUCCUCAGUUCCGGUCAGUAGCACUUGCAAUACGGAGAUCUGGCUUUAAGAUCGUUUUGCUGCUUCGACUUGUACCCUUACUCCCAUUCAACAUGUUGAAUUAUCUGUUGUCCGUGACUCCUGUUCCUAUUCUAGAAUACAUGCUGGCCUCCUGGUUAGGAAUGAUGCCAAUAACACUUGCUUUAGUUUAUGUCGGAACAACACUCAAGGAUCUUUCUGACGUGACACAUGGAUGGAGUGAGUUUUCAACUACUCGUUGGGCAUUUCUCAUAUUGGGCCUUUCUGUGUCUGUGGUUUUAAUGAUUUGUGUGACUAGAGUUGCCAAAUCGGCUCUAGAUAAAGCCUUGGCCGAAAAUGAGGAUAUUGAUAGCAUCGUAGGCUCACCACCGUUGCCUAUCGUGGGUGAAGCACCCACAGAUUUCCACCAGCCUCUUAUAAUUAAGAUAGAUGCUGCUGCUGCCAAUGAAGGUCAUGAAAAAUGAAGUAAAAUUACCUGUAAAUUCUUCUCUCCUCUUCUUUUAUAUGCUGUGAUUCAAUUUCUUUGCUUGUUGGUUUAGUUCUCCAUAGAAAUAGCUGAUUAUACAAUGGAGUUGUUGUUGCGAAUAAGCAAUUUAAGUUUAGUUCAGUGAAUGAGAAAGAAUGAAACAAUUGAGAUAUUGUUGAGAGUA
This is a messenger RNA of Gossypium raimondii (Peruvian cotton), 1338 nucleotides long. RefSeq lists its product as uncharacterized. The coding region runs from base 322 to 1152 and encodes 276 amino acids. Gene Ontology annotation, cellular component: membrane. The transcript has 9 exons. NCBI's taxonomy places the organism in Eukaryota, Viridiplantae, Streptophyta, Magnoliopsida, Malvales, Malvaceae. The record is from RefSeq and is a predicted model, not a curated record.